UAUCAGGGCAGGAUCGUGCGCAUAGACUGAUAGACAGACUGCAACCGGGCGCAGCUCCUCUCCUCCUCUCUCUCUCUCUCUCUCUCUCUCCAUGUCGCCCGUGACACGCAAAACCCCCCCAGUCUGCCGAUAAUGGAUGUUACAACCUGAUGAUCGCUGCUUCAGUCUGCUGGUGGAUAAUAAAUAGGAGUGUGUGUAGCGACAGGACGAGCUGGUGUAUCUACCGCCACACUGCAGUGCAGCACUGAACGACGACCUUAUUCACAUCACGCAACACAAGGAAGAGCGCCGUGGUUUCCGUGGGUUGUGAGUUUAGUGGGCUGCUGGACGAGAAGCUAACUAGCUAGCUCUGCUCCCAUAGAAAGAACCAGUGAAUUAGCUACAUGGGCUAAUGUGAGCUCGCGCAACAGAUUGAUCCGCGUUUCUCUCCGGCCAUGUGACCAUUAUUGUGUGGAUAACCUCCUCUGGAUACCUCGCUGGGGACAUUUCGACUGGUUUAGUGUGAGCUGGGAAGGUCGACACCUCGCCGGGAAUAACUUUGGCCUGAAAGUUUGAGGAGGUGGUUUCAGACCUGAGAGAAAGCUGCAAGAAACGAGAGCAAAGCAGGCGUCGACACGACGUUAUGAAGACCACACUGGAGAGCAGCUCCAUGUAGUCAGGGCGACAGUUGCUCAGCCGUUAGUUCCAGUUAGCUCCCAGGUUAGCAUGCUAGUAGCCACCUAGCUGAACCUUCUACACAACCAUUGCUCCAACUUUUCCUCCAGCUAGCCCGAGUAGCUAGCUGCUCGGUAGCUCGCUGCUCCACCACACCGAUACUGACACAUGCUCAUUGGGAACUGAAUGUUUUCACACCGAAGCUAAAAGAAGACAUUUAACUUUGUUUUUUUCUACUUGGUUGACAACCAUGGGACGUGCGGUUGUUGCUAGCUAGUCUCCAGCUAGCUGGCUAACUGUGCUAGCCGCUGAUGUGGGAUUCAACUUGUUGAUUCAAGGGCUGAUCUAUCUGUCUGUCUGUCGUGCUGCUAGCUGGCUAGCAUCUGUUGGACAUUUCCCCCUCUACCAUCAGCUAGACAGAUUUUAAAUGCACAAUAGACACUGAAGAAUCGUGGUUUCACUGCUCCUAAAACCCUUUUUUGGGCAACUUCCAGUCUUUUUUAAACAUGUCAACAAGGACACCACUGGUGCAAGUCAUUGAAAACUCAACCGGCCAGGAGACCAAGUCGUCUGGUCGCUCCAGCAUGCCGCGAUGUCGGAACUCCGUUGCCACGACCACAUCAGAUGACCAGCCGCACAUUGGUAACUAUCGGUUGCUAAAAACCAUCGGCAAAGGCAACUUCGCCAAGGUCAAACUGGCACGACACGUCCUCACCGGAAAAGAGGUGGCUGUAAAGAUCAUUGAUAAGACACAGCUCAACUCCUCCAGUUUGCAGAAGCUCUUCCGGGAAGUGAGGAUCAUGAAGAUGUUGAAUCACCCCAACAUAGUCAAGCUCUUUGAGGUGAUAGAGACAGAGAAGACUUUGUACCUGGUAAUGGAGUACGCUAGUGGAGGAGAGGUCUUUGAUUACUUGGUGGCCCAUGGCAGGAUGAAGGAGAAAGAAGCCCGUGCCAAAUUCAGACAGAUUGUGUCAGCGGUGCAGUAUUGCCAUCAGAAGUGUAUAGUACACAGAGACCUCAAGGCGGAGAACCUGCUGCUGGACGCAGACAUGAACAUCAAGAUAGCAGACUUUGGCUUCAGUAAUGAGUUCACUCUGGGGAACAAGCUGGACACGUUCUGCGGCUCUCCGCCCUAUGCCGCCCCGGAGCUCUUCCAGGGAAAGAAGUACGACGGGCCCGAGGUGGACGUCUGGAGCCUGGGGGUGAUCCUCUACACACUGGUCAGCGGCUCGCUGCCCUUCGAUGGACAGAACCUCAAGGAACUGAGAGAGCGCGUGCUGCGUGGUAAAUACAGGAUUCCUUUCUACAUGUCCACCGACUGCGAGAACUUGCUCAAAAAGUUCCUCAUUCUGAACCCCUCCAAAAGAGGCAGCCUCGAGCAGAUAAUGAGGGACCGGUGGAUGAAUGUGGGCCACGAGGAGGAAGAACUCAAACCCUACAUCGAACCCAUGCCAGAUUAUAAGGACCCUAGGAGGACAGACAUCAUGCUGACGAUGGGAUUCUCUCAGGAAGAGAUCCAGGACUCGCUGGUGAACCAGAAGUACAAUGAUGUGAUGGCUGCAUACCUGCUACUGGACUAUAGGAACUCUGAGCUGGAUGAAAGUGGUAUCAAGCCCCGGCCAGGAAGUGAUGUAAGCAACAUAAACGCCCCCUCCCCGCCUCACAAGGUACAGCGCAGUGUGUCGUCCAACCAGAAGCCUCAGAACCGCAGCCAGGGUUCCUCCUACUCUAAGAGGGGUCAGUCAGACAACCGGACUGCAGGGGACGAUUCUGGGAGGAAAAGUUCAUCAGGCAGCUCCACUAACAAGGUGCCGGCCAGUCCUCUGGGCUCCUCUGACCGCAAGAAGAGCGCCACGCCCUCCACCAAUAGCAUCCUGUCCACCGGUACCGGUCGCAGUCGGAACUCUCCUCUGACUGAGAGGGCCACGCUGGGCCAGGGCAUCCAGAACGGCAAGGACAGCCUAAACACUCCGGGCUCCCGCGCCUCCACCGCCUCGGCUGCUGCCGUCCUCUCCUCCUCCUCCUCCUCCUCGCGUCCCCGCCACAACAAGUCCCUGUCCUCCUCCAAUCAUCCAUGCCCCUCUGACCUGCACGCACCACGGCCCAGUGCCCCAGCUCAGCGGGCGCGCGCCUCCCCAUCUGCCCACAACAUCAGCAGCGCUGCCGCGUCGGACCGUACCAACUUCUCCCGAGGUGUGGGCAUCCGCAGCACAUUCCACGCAGGCCCGCGGGGCGCCCGUGGACCAGCAGGCUCCGCCUACCCCGGAGGGCCCGCGUCCCCGUCACUGUCACACGGCAACAGCCGCCGGAGGACCACUGGCGCCACGGGGAUUUUCAGCAAGUUCACAUCAAGUUUUGUACGCAGAAAUCUGUCGUUCAGGUUUCCGAGAAGGAGUCCGUAUGAGGGAGAGGGUCGGGAUGAGGGGAGCAGGUCUAUGCUGAGCAGCACAGUGGACAAGUCGGAGAAGACGUCUGGCGGUGUCCUCUCCUCUUCUACCAACAACGAUGAGAACAACUCCUCACCAGGAUCUGGUAACACAGGUGGCACCGGCACCCCUCCGGCCAUCGGCGGCCAGAAGGAGUCGGCCAAGCCGCGCUCGCUCCGCUUCACCUGGUCCAUGAAGACCACGUCGUCCAUGGAGCCCAUGGAGAUGAUGCGUGAGAUCCGCAAGGUGCUCGACUCCAACAGCUGCGAGUACGAGCUGCGCGAGCGCUACAUGCUGCUGUGCGUGUCGGGCAACCCGGCGCGCGACGACUUCGUCCAGUGGGAGAUGGAGGUCUGCAAGCUGCCGCGACUCUCCCUCAACGCGCGUCGCUUCAAGAGGAUCUCGGGCACGUCCAUCGCCUUCAAGAACAUUGCCUCAAAGAUUGCCAACGAGCUCAAACUGUGAGUGCGGAGGAGCAGCAGCAGCGAGGAAGAGAUGAGAUAAAGGGGUGAGUUGGAAGGUGGAGGUGGGAGGGCGACGGGGUGGUGAUAGCGAGGGAUGCUGGUGGGGCACCGUGGAGGUAAGCUAAAGGGGGGAUCACUUUAAAAAACUAACUCGAUUGUUAUCUGGACACAGGUCUGAAGUCGGGCUAUUGGUCUCUUGAGUACUAGAAGCAUCUCUUUUUCUAGGAGUUUUGUUCCCAACGUUCACUGAGGCCCUGCCAUUAGAAACUCCCGAGUUUGAUUUCCCUCUGAGUUGUGAAGUACUUAUAGACCGAGGUCUUCUCUCUUCCCCUGCUGGGUUUGUUUUUUUCUUUUCGUCACGUUCUACUUUAGACGUUCCACUCUUCUGCAUGUCCGAUCUGCUCUCUCUGUUUUUAGUAGUCACACUUUUGAUCACUUUGACCACUCCUGUCACUUCUUCAUGCUAUUUAUUCAGUUGUUUUGUUUCUUUUCUGCACGGUUCUGCUGCCGGGUCUUCUUGUGGGUAGGAGGGAAACCGGGUAAUAAAAUAAAUGAGGGGUUGGAUGGAGGACAACGAGAGAGAAGUGGAGAAUCGCUGAAAAAGAACCUUUCUCUUGAAUCCUCUAACGAGUGGUGAUGAUCGACAGAAAGUUCAGAGCCUUAUUUUGCUGGAAAACUCAAAAGGUAGUUUUGAUCGAAUUUGUUCUGAUUCUCCUCCAAAACGGACUCCAACUGAGCCAGGACUUUGGUUGCUAAAACCCACGGUCUCUCUCACACACACACACAAACACACACAACACUACAUAUGGACAUUGGAUGGAAGAACUGUUGCUGUUGGUUAAAGGACCCUCUCCACUCUCACUCUCCACCUGCACACCCAAACCUCACCUCCCACCCCAAAAUGAACUUUAAAAAAAUCCACCUGAUCCAUCCUUCCUCCACCUCCCUCCUCCCCUCACACCACACACACACACACUCACACACACACUCUAACUUCAAAAACUGAACUCAGCACAAACACAUCCAUCUUUUUUUUCGCCUCUUCACUCCCUUUUUUUUUUUCUUCCUCAUUUUUAAUUUUCUCUCACGCCAUCAAGUCCGAGGAGUCCAGUUAGACUUGAUGACGUCAUCGAUAGUGCGCGGGCUUCAACCUGGCUUCAAGCCCGGUACUUUAUUAUUAUUAUUUUUUUUCUUCUUUUAUGGCUUUUUAAAAAGAGUGUGCACUGGAAAAGAGGGGCAUACGGGAAGUGGGGGAGGGAACGGACAGUUGGUGGACGGGGUUGUCGAGGAUUUUAUGUUGCCUUUCUCUUGUAGAAUUUAAAUUUGGGGUUUGUUUUUUUGUUGUCAGCACAUAAAUGCUUGAAUGAUUUAUUUUUAACUCCACCUUAUUUUUUAAUAUGUUUGGUAUCACAUCGGUUGGCAUCACGCCUUCAUAUCCAGAAUGUCAACCCUGAACCGACGCGUUUCUUGUCCCAUGUUUCUUCCCCCCACCCCGCCACACACCCACACACCACCCAUCCGCUCUCUGCUACACGUGUUCCCAAAGAGCAACAAGGUGUCUUUGGUAACCGACAGUAUGUGUGUGUGUGAGUGUAUUAUAAAAGAUCACUGGAGAAAAAAAAAAAAA
Messenger RNA from Sebastes umbrosus (honeycomb rockfish), 5171 nucleotides. It is a transcript of the gene mark2b, whose product is annotated as MAP/microtubule affinity-regulating kinase 2b. Lineage: Eukaryota; Metazoa; Chordata; Actinopteri; Perciformes; Sebastidae. Gene Ontology annotation, cellular component: cytoplasm. Gene Ontology annotation, biological process: protein phosphorylation; intracellular signal transduction; microtubule cytoskeleton organization. The record is from RefSeq and is a predicted model, not a curated record. Gene Ontology annotation, molecular function: ATP binding; tau-protein kinase activity; protein serine/threonine kinase activity.